GCUAAGUAUAAUUGGUGAAUUUUUCAUGGCUAAGCCGGUUUGUUUUUCAGCUGAAGCCUUGGAGGGACGACAUGCCCGUGUUGAACGGUUCAAGAUCAAAGCUACUCUUUUUGAUACGGGCAUCUCAUAUCGUCAAUUUUCAAACAUCAACUGUUCGUUAAAUUUCAUUUCGCAAGACGCAAUGUUGUGGUUCAAAAGAAGCCCAAGAUUUAAGCAGCUCUCUGCAGAGGAAGAUUCGGAAAGCUUGAUCUCGGACACACAAGAAACCAAAGAUUAUGCGGAACCUCCUGGCUAUUGUCCCGUAGCUCGACCAUGGCAUCUACUAUUCUUUGUGUUAUUGACUGCCGCUCUCACGUAUCUCUACUCGCUAUUCACCGGAGGCUGGUCUAUCAAUGCCAGAAAUCAGUGGCUCGAUCAUAUCUCCAAUUAUUCGCCGUUACUUGAAGAUUUCCGUAUCGAGUAUUCAACAGUUCGCUUCAAUGGCUCCCUUCUCCACGAAAACAUUUAUCGCCAGCCAGCAUCUCCAGCCGUUGACCAAGCAUGGGAGGAUCUGGGCGUUGAUUAUCGAGCAGCAAUAGUCCCACCCCACCUAGCCGCCAAAUCCGGGCUCCUCGAAUCUCAAGUCCAAGUAUCAGACAAAUACGGAGGUGGAUAUCCUGCAAACGUCGAAGGAUUACACCAUCUCCACUGUUUAAACCUUCUUCGCCAGUCGCUAUACUUCAACUACGAAUACUACAGAUCCAAAAGCGAAGGAGCAUUCAUCAACUCCGAAGACAUUCUGCGAUUUCACGUCACACACUGUCUCGACAUCCUUCGCCAACAGCUCAUAUGCACAGUCGAUAUCGGGGUUUUAGGCCAAGUAUGGUGGAACAAGGAAUCUCCAUCUGCAUACCCUGAUUUCGAUACGGAGCAUAAAUGUCGGAAUUUCGACGCAGUGAGACGGUGGGCUUUUGAGCAUCAGGCACCGGAGGUUGUGCCGGAUGAUUAUUUGAGCCCGCCGAGGGGAGAGUGGGAGGUUUAUGAGAGUUUGCCUUGAUUGGAGGUGGGGUUGGGAU
Mollisia scopiformis is the source of this 1055-nucleotide messenger RNA. RefSeq lists its product as uncharacterized. The transcript is spliced from 4 exons. NCBI's taxonomy places the organism in Eukaryota, Fungi, Ascomycota, Leotiomycetes, Helotiales, Mollisiaceae. The record is from RefSeq and is a predicted model, not a curated record. Gene Ontology annotation, biological process: mycotoxin biosynthetic process. Bases 26 to 1036 code for a protein of 336 amino acids.